GCUGGCCCUGCGAGGAUGAAUUUGAGACACUUUCAUGGAAAAAUAUUAGAAUAGAGGUUGUAAAUGUAAGUCAGUGAUAUUGAGAAGGGCCCACCACUGACUACGUCUUGGAUUGAGUAUGCAAUACGUCAACAUUAAUCACUGCCAUUGACGUAUGUUGACUUCAAAAUAUCCAUGUUAACAUUGAGGACUGGCAGCGAAUGAAUUUUAAGUGCUGUACUGCAUCACAUGUAUUAGUCGAGCAUCGCUGUGUGCCUCUAGGAGGCACUAGCGCUCAAGACAGCACGCAACUGGCUUUGUAAAUACUAUAUUUACGUCCACUUAAUCCGAUAAACCAAAAAAAAAAUGAACAAAAUAUUUGCAGGAGAACUAUUUUAAUGCAAGUCUGAUUAUUAUUUGUAUUUGAUUAUUUUAACGAUUAAUGGUGAACAUUCAAUGAGCGUUCAUUUGAAUUUGAAUGGAGGGACGCUCGCCAUCUUUAUUGCUUUACAGAGUACAGGUGACAUAGUUAAGGUUUCGGCUCGAGCUGGGCUACGUCACCUGACCCAACAAAUGCUCGCGCACGCGCACGCCACUACACGGCUCAAUGCGGGUGUGCGUGCGUGUGCGUGUAUGAUGACUGGCAUCCACAUCCAGCCCGCGGUGGUUUGAAGAAUAUCCUGGAAGAAACCUUUGUUUUUGAAUCUUAUGGGAGUCCUGACAGCCACAGUUUGUCUGUUGGCAGCCGUGGGAGUGGGAUGUCGGCCAGUAAUUUCACCCCUCAAUGAUGCAAAGGUUGAAUGUAUUGUUCAAGAAACGCUGAAUGGAGAUGGGUCACAACAUGAGUGCAGCCCUCAGCUAGCAGCGGAACUUGAUGAAGUACAAAGACACCAGAGUCUGCUCGGGGAGCUGCAGAGGCUGGCUGAUGAUGAGAGAGAGCGGUAUGAAUACAAUCUAGCUGAUGAAGAGGGCGAUUUGGAGCCGAAGGAUGAGGAGAGCGAUGCGGCCAAAACAACAGUGGAAGGUGAGCCCAAGGAGAGGGAGAUGGAUGAGCCAAGGAUAGACGAUACAGGGAUCCAUGAUGAAGAGGAGAGAGCUAAGGAGCUUGAGGAGCUGCUAGCUGAGGAGAUCAGCAAGAAGGAAAAGGAGGAGAGAAAUGAUGAGGAGCUCAAAGAGCUGCUGAGAGAGUUGAAAAAAAAGCGUUACGAGAUGAAGGAAAGAGGAAGUCAAAAUAGCCCCGAAAAAGGUCAGGAAGAAGAUGACACAAAGCCAAAGAUGGCAAGAGACAAAGAGGAAGUUCAGCAGCAGACUGUUGCCGAUCAGAGGAAGGAUGAGGUCGAGCUGAGUGUGGAGAAGGAGAAGGUGGAGAAGGAGCUGAUGGAGUUGAAGAGCAAGAAUAAGCCAGAGGAGGAGCGGACGAGGAAGGAGAAGCAGGAGGAGCUGGAUGAGCUGGUCAAGAAGAUGCAACGAGUGCAGGAAGAGACGCAAACAGAGAAGAGAGACGAUGACGUGGACCACAGUAAGCAUGAGGAAGAGGACGAGGAUGACAAAAGAAAAGAUGACAAUGGUGGAGGAAAGGGAGGCCAAAAUGAAGUGAGGAGCAAAGAAGGAGCAGUGGAGGUGAAGGAGCCGCAGCAGAAGAGAGUGAUGGAGAAAGCCAGCGACGAGGCCACUCGCCAGUUUGAGAGAGAGAGGUUUAAGGAUGAUGAAGAGGACGAUCAAAAUGGGGAGGAUGAGGAAGAUGAGGACGAGUACAUCAGAGAGGAUGAGGAAGGCGGCUUGGAAGAUGACGAAGGGGAGGAGCUGCUGGAGAUUGAAGCACAGUUACGUGAAGUUGCCGCAGAGCUGAGAGAGCUGCGGAGAGGAUGAACACCCACGCACACAGUAGUGCUCGGUUUCAUUCUCGUUCACACAUUCAGCUGCCCCUAUUCCCAUUAGCAGCCUCUGUAUCCCUUCUUUUGAUGCAAAAUGAUUUUAUUGCGAAUGGUUCCCGCUGUUUUUUUUCCAUCUGUGUCAAUGCAAUGCUCAUUUUAGUUUAGGAGUCCUAUCGACUCUCUGAAUUCAUGCUUUUUGCAUAGUUGACGUGAACUACGCAUUCAGUACUUUUAUUUAAAUGCCAUUUCUAACUAGAAACUUGGCACAGCAUCUUUGAGUGCUGAGUCAUGAAAAUGGGCACGCAGUGCUUCUUGUCUCAGAUGUUGCAACAGAUUCUCAAUAAGCAAUUUGUGUGUAUUAAUAUCCGUUUUGUGCAAUAAUCGAUAGCUAUAUGUUAAGUGUUAUGACUGUUACCUAUAACUGAUAUUUCUACCCAAGGGUGAGUCAUUUAUUCUUUGAAGAAAUAAGGGUGGUUUCAUUAGGCUCGUGUACUGUUAAAAUCAGACUGUUUGUGAUGAACACGGGUGACACUAACAAAACACGAAUGGAUUUAGUACGCUGAUCCGUAUGUCAGGUGUUGAGUUACACAGUGUGAGUAGAUGGGACGUGAUGUACUUAAAGCUUACAAGGUCUCAAGGUGUCACUUGAGGUUCAGACAGAUUUGCACUCUUAACAAGCCAAGGACGAGGCAGGGAUGAGGAAGACACUCAAGCCAUUUUCUUGUCUUUUGGUAAAAAAACAAAAACAUAACCGUUAUAAUCGCUCAGUGGUGUUACAUCACAUUUGCAGUGGUUGCCGUCUUGACUUCUUUGUGCUCGUGUAAAUAUCAUUGCGCCAAGGUCAUAGGGAAUAAAAGGCAAAAGCGCCCCCAAGAGGACACUGCGUCAAAUUGCACAAGUUACAGAUUUAACAGGGUUACCAAGAGGCUCACUUAACUGCAAUAACGCAUUGUACACUGCAGCACACAUAAAUGCAAUAACGAAUAUUAAAUAGGUAAGCCAAUAUAGCAGGUAUUUUAAUACUUCAUUCAAGUGCAAAUAUAGAACUCAUUAAAUAUAUUCUCUUUUCUAUACUGCCAAGCAUUGCAAUCUUGUGCGAAGUUUGAACACACACACUAACACAAAUAAUAGUUAGCACGAAUAAUCUUAGUACCAUCCAUUCCAAAGAUGAGAUGUUUAUUUAUUUCACAAUUAAAGAACUGUUAGUUUACUUUAAACUUGUUUUUGUACAUAUGUGUAAGUUGUAUCAACCAGCAAGGUAGAUGAAAGAUACGUGUGAAGAUGUUUAAAAAAAAAAAAAAAACUUGGAAGAAUUGAAACAAAAUAUUUGUAAUAUUACUGGCCAAUAGAGUGCUGUAUUUUGUGCCUGUUGUCUUCUCUGCUACCCAUGAAUCAAUAAAAGAGUAUGAAACACA
Phyllopteryx taeniolatus (common seadragon) is the source of this 3268-nucleotide messenger RNA. RefSeq names its product DNA ligase 1. The coding region runs from base 688 to 1848 and encodes 386 amino acids. The record is from RefSeq and is a predicted model, not a curated record. The transcript is spliced from 6 exons. Lineage: Eukaryota; Metazoa; Chordata; Actinopteri; Syngnathiformes; Syngnathidae.